AUGCCUCGUUCACAAAGCAAGGCAACAAGAGCAAUCCUUGUUAUGUCGACAUUGAUGCAAACUGCAGGACUCGACUCUCCAUGGGUGGCCGACGAUCGUUCGAUGCUUCUGUUCUUGGUCAGGAUUACAGAGAACAUUUGGCCGACACUCGGACUUCACCCCCGUGACGAGCCAGAACCACGCUACGACCCACUUCAAAUCCGCCUUGUUCCGAUGCCGCCGCCCGAUCAACACGGAUAACCGGUGGUUCUUCAGCUUGAGGCCUAGGUGCCGACUCCGUUAUAUAAGGCGCUUUAGACUUGCGUUUAAGCAACAAACACAAAUAUCUCUUUCCUGUUGUCCAGGUCAGACACUGCAUGUCUUCUGUCAAUUCUGCGUCAAAGUUUCGUGUUGCCAUCAUCGGUGGUGGAAUGGGUGGUCUAGUCCUUGGGCUGUGCCUCAAGAAGUAUGCGUUGGACGUACAAUUCGACAUAUACGAAUCUGCGGCCAAACUUACGGAGGUUGGGGCCGGAGUCUUGAUGUCCCCUCGUAUUUGGACGAUCAUGCAAGAGCUCGAGUUGGAGGAAGAGCUAGUGAAGGUUACGGGAGCAGUGGACCGUGCUGGAAGCGAUAUAUUAUUUCGGAAGGGAGACGAGGCGAAAGUGGUUGACAUUGUGAAGCUCCAUCAGCUGCACACGUUCCAGAGAUCCGUGCUCCAGCAGAUCCUAUCAGAGAAGCUCGAUGCCAAGGAUAGGAUUCACUUCUCAAAGCGCCUCACGUCUUACUCUGAGCCAACCUCCCCCACUGAGCCCAUCAUCCUGCAUUUUAAGGAUGGGACGACGGCAACCUGUGACAUCGUUAUUGGCAGCGACGGUAUUCGUUCCUCCGUGCGCCGCACGAUGUUCGCUAAACUUUCCGAUGAAUCGGAAAGGCACGGUCAUAUCGAAGACGCAUCACGUACUCGCGUCAUGGUCGAGCCGAUCUGGUCCGGUCAUGUUACAUACCGUGGUUUGAUACUAGCGAGCGAGCUCUCCGAGGAUCUCAGGCGAUUUGCAUCUACGCCUCAGAUUCUGUGCGGAAAGGACAGGCACGUUGUGUUGUAUCCAGUAUCCGGCGGAGAACUUGUGAACAUCGUUUCUAGUGUGUACACGCCUGGAUCGGGUACAGUAUAUGAUGGACCUUGGGUAGAGACAACUACCUCCGAUAAAGUCGCCAAGUUAUUCGAGGGAUUUAAUCCCAACGCUGUGGCCCUGAUAAAGUCACUGAGGGAGCCUUUGGGCUGGGCGUUGCACACAGUACCUAAACUGACUACAUACAUCAAGGGAAGAUACGCGCUCAUUGGCGACGCCGCCCAUGCAAUGGUCCCAUACCAAGGUGCCGGCCUUGGACAAGCAAUUGAGGACGGUUUCGUUCUCGCGAAAAUUCUCGCACAUUCCUCCGUCACAUUGACGAACGUGUCCGAAGCGCUCAGGAUCUACGACGAUGUCCGCAGGCCGUUCUCACAGAACGUGCAGCAAGGGUCAGAGUGGAAUGGGAUGCUUUACCAGCUGAGGCGAGCUGGUUGGGAGGAUAUCAGCGUCGAAGACAGCGCGGCCGGUCGGUACCCACCUGAGCUGCUCAGUGCCUUCGAAAAGGAUGUGAAGGCGCAGAUGGAGUGGCAAUACGAUCCUGGAGCAAGUAUCAAGGGCGACAUCGCAAAGGUUUCUGGUAUGUUGGAGACCCUUUCCGCACAAUGAGACUCCUCACGCUAUACGUCCUUUCAUGUUGGGUAUGUAGGCGAUACGAAGCGAUCGAGUUAUGUCUGGACAUGUACUGAAACCAUGGAAUUGCUUCUGCGAUCUUCCG
Messenger RNA from Dichomitus squalens LYAD-421 SS1, 1824 nucleotides. Its product is annotated as FAD/NAD(P)-binding domain-containing protein. Bases 357 to 1715 code for a protein of 452 amino acids. The record is from RefSeq and is a predicted model, not a curated record. The transcript has 9 exons. Gene Ontology annotation, biological process: secondary metabolite biosynthetic process. Gene Ontology annotation, molecular function: FAD binding. NCBI's taxonomy places the organism in Eukaryota, Fungi, Basidiomycota, Agaricomycetes, Polyporales, Polyporaceae.